Manis javanica (Malayan pangolin) is the source of this 1948-nucleotide messenger RNA. Lineage: Eukaryota; Metazoa; Chordata; Mammalia; Pholidota; Manidae. The record is from RefSeq and is a predicted model, not a curated record.
GCAUUUCGUUCUGGAUAAAGAGGACACUUAGCAAGAGGACACCUUCCUCUCUUGACUGGGAUUGAGACCCAGUGUCUUUGGGUGAGGAGCCAACCACUCCAUAUGCAAAGCAAGGUGGGUACAGGCAGGGGCUCUGAGACUUAGGGAUUUGUGGCCUAAUAAAAUUACAAAUUAAAACUGGGUCCUAACAUAGGGCCAACAACUUUUGAUUUCACCACUUAAAAGAACAUUUUAUAAUACUCCUAUUAAUAAUAAUACAAGAAAGAAGAUCUAACCAUUAUAAAGAGAGCUUAUGAUGGACCAGGCACUGUUUGUUAUGUCUUUCAUGAAUUAUUUGAUUUGAUUCUCAUAAUAAAAAUCCCUACUCUGUAGGCGCUAUUAUCCCCAUUUUAUACACAAGGAAACUUCUUAUGUUAAGUAAAUUGUUCCCGGGCCUGUGCUGAUAACUAGUGUAAUAUAAGCUCAUCUUCGAAAACAAGCACACAAGGCAGGUCCUAACCUCAAAAUUUGGGCAUAAAUGAGUGAGAAGCCCCGUCAGUGAAGCUGGAUGGCUCUGAUGUUGAGUUUUAGGGCACUUAUUUAACGUUCACUGUGCCUCAGUUUGUUCACCCGCAAUGAAAAUAAGAAUACCCACCCCAUGGGCUGUUGGGCAGAAUGAAUUUCACACGUGCUCCUCAGAAAGAGCCCCUCGCACAGCGACUGACAGUGGUAAGGACCCAGUGCGUGCCAGCCACGGGGCUCAUCACUGCUAUUCCUCUGGCAGGGCCCCGCAAGCUUACCUCUUGCUAGGAGGAAACUGGGCGUGGAUACCACAGCGUGGCUCUGCUUUGGCCGUCAGAUGGUUGCUGGGACUGACUGUCCCCUCCUUCACUAACAGAAGCAGGCAGAAACAUUUGGGCUUUGCUUCCCAUUGGUUGAAAUGGGUGCUGCCAUGGCAGCCCUUGUAAACAUUCAGUCUGGGAAUCCUGGGGGAAAGCUGCAGAGAGGCUCUUUCCGCGGCUUCCCAGGCUACUACGGUUCCAAACAAGGAUCUGUCUGGUCACUCAGAUCUUCCCAUCGUGUGGAACCUCCUGGGAGCCAGAAGGCACUGAAGAGACCACUGCUGUGGUCUGGUCAGAGGAAAAUGGAUGUGACUAAAAGUGUCAAAACUCAGACGAAAAUAGAUGUGGAUGAAAGUCCUACAGGCCGGACGACAGCCACAGAAGACUACAGCAACCUGACGGAAACAGCUCUGGCUUCAGUUAACAGGGCCGUCACUGAUGCUGUUAAGGCUGUAGAAGAAGCUGAAAACCCCAUCAGAAACAUCACCUGGAUCACACACAGUGAAUUCACAGAAGAAAGAGGCCGUGAACAAAUUGAAGAGUUCAUUUUGACUUGGGAGCAUCAAGACAACUGGCUGCACUACACAGAACUCAUAGAGAGGAAAGACUUGAUUCACAGCUUCCACUACAUCUACUGUGUACGCUGGAGCAGUCCAACUGCUUCAAGACCCAUGACACAAGUUGGUGCUGCUGCCUUCUUCACCAUCAAGGUCUUCAAAAGCAAACCAGAUAUACCCAUUGAAGUCUCUUACAUCUUUGAGGACCAUUCAUUAGUUCACAGACCAGGAAUGACUUGCUUUCAAGGAAAAUGGCCGAAGGACAUUACUGAGUCCAAAAACACUCUAAUGGAGUCAAUUGACUUCUAACGCGAUUGUGUCUGAUUCUCAGAGAAUGUUUUAGGAUUGGAUUUCUAGUCAGAAUGUAUUAAAAAAUACAAUACAGUACAUCAAACCACAGAAUAUUUAUUGAAUAAUAAAACUUGUGGCACAUUAACCAGCUGUGUUUUUUUGUAUUCAUUCACUUUCCAUUUGGCAACUUCUGUCACAUUAGCACAGUAACCAGUAAGUUGUUUUCUGCUUUCUAAAAGGUUUUUACCAUCACUGUCUGUAUCACUCAGCCUUAGAGAA